AAGUCUAAACUGAAAAUAUGUAAUUUUUCAGAGAAACGAAUCAAAAAUACUUAAAAUCUUCACCCCCAAAUGCAGCAGAACCCACAAAUUGAUAUAGCAUCAACAGCUUGGAUAUUCAAUCGUUAUAGCUGCCAUAAAACUACGCAACAGGAACGCAAAUAAUAAAUUAUUUGACAGCAACAAGCGGCGGGCGACGCAAUGCAAUCAUCGACUGAUGCGGGCAAUAAUGGCACACGUAAAUAUACAGCACAACAGCAACAACAGUCGCAACCAUCGGCAGGAGCAGGAGCAGGAGCUGGAGCAGUAGCUGGAGCUGGAGCAGGAGCUGGAGCAGAAGCAGCGCCGGCUGCAACAAACCAAACAACGUCUUUUACCGUAAAUGACAACAGUCAGCAGCAACGGACGAGCAUAGGCAACACAAUCUCUAGCAAAAAUCCGUUCAAACAACAGUUGGAAAGCAAUAAGCAGAAUGGCAACAUGGAAGCAGACUACGGCAUUAUGGGAACAAGCGGAGCAGUCGGCACGGACCAACAGCUGGCAUCGCCAACAAACCAGGAACAGCUUUAUGCAUCACGCAAAUUGACAGGCGGCGGUCAACCGCCGCCGGAUCAAUAUCGACAGGAGGAUCCACGUGCAGCCGGUACUUGGUCUGCUGCCAAAACAUGGAUGGUCAGCUGGCGGGGCUCCAACCGGCUCGUUCUGGUCAUUGUUGCCAUAGCUCUCCUGCUGGACAACAUGCUACUAACAACUGUCGUGCCCAUCAUACCCGAGUUCUUGUACGACAUACGACAUCCGGACGCACCUCUCGACAGUUACCCACGCACGCCUCUCACCCUGGCCACUCCACCACCGCCAACGUCCUGUCCAUGUAAGGAGGGUGGCAAUGAUGUGGUGGUGCCGAUCGAGGUGUCCACGCCGAGCGCAGAAGAAAAUGAAACAUACUACCGGGAGCUAGAGGAACGGCACAAUGAAUUGGUUGGCGAAACUGUGGAAGUUGGUUUGCUCUUUGCAUCGAAGGCCAUUGUACAACUGUUGGUUAAUCCGAUUGUAGGACCAUUGACCCAUCGUAUCGGCUACAGCAUACCCAUGUUUGCCGGCUUUGUGAUUAUGUUCUUGUCAACGCUGAUUUUCGCCUUUGGUCGUUCAUACCUGGUACUCUUCAUUGCCCGAGCCCUUCAGGGCAUUGGCUCAUCGUGUUCCUCGGUCUCUGGAAUGGGCAUGCUGGCAGAUCGUUUCACAGACGACAAAGAACGUGGCAAUGCCAUGGGCAUAGCCCUGGGUGGACUUGCGCUCGGCGUGCUCAUAGGACCGCCCUUUGGUGGCGUUAUGUAUGAAUUUGUUGGCAAGUCGGCCCCAUUUCUGGUGUUGGCUGCACUGGCACUAGGCGAUGGUUUGCUGCAACUAUUCAUGUUGCAACCGUCAAUACAGAAAUCAGAGUCGGAGGAGCCACCGUCCCUGAAGAGUCUGAUCAGUGAUCCUUACAUUUUGAUAGCUGCUGGUGCAAUCACCUUUGCUAAUAUGGGAAUUGCUAUGCUAGAACCGUCUUUGCCGUUGUGGAUGGUGGACAAUAUGGGUGCAACGCGUUGGGAACAAGGUGUGGCAUUUUUGCCCGCUUCUAUUAGCUAUUUGAUUGGCACUAAUCUGUUUGGACCACUUGGACACAAAAUUGGAAGAUGGUUUGCCGCCUGCCUAGGACUGGUUAUCAUUGGCGCCUGUUUAAUCUUUAUACCCAUGGCUACCUCUAUCACGCAUCUGAUUAUUCCCAAUGCUGGUCUGGGCUUUGCCAUUGGUAUGGUGGACUCUUCGAUGAUGCCGGAGCUGGGCUAUCUAGUCGAUAUACGGCACUCGGCCGUCUAUGGCAGCGUCUAUGCCCUGGGCGAUGUGGCCUUCUGUGUUGGCUUUGCCGUCGGUCCAGCUCUCUCGGGAUCACUUGUGAAAAGUAUUGGGUUCGAAUGGAUGUUAUUUGGCAUCGCCAUCCUGUGCUUCUUGUAUGCGCCGCUGCUAACCUUCCUCAAGAACCCACCCACCAGCGAUGAGAAAAAGGUGCGUAUGGCUAUCGAGGCUGCUGCUGCAGAAGCAGCCGCCGGUAAUUCGAUUGCUCAAAUAAUGACAUCCUGUCCGGCUAUCAUGCACGAUACUUUGACGGAUGCAGGCAAGGCGAAUGAGGCUUUUGAAAGUGAACGAUUAUGAGCUCUUAAUUUAUGUUUUGAAUUUUUAAUUUAAUUAAAACUUACUAUUUGUAUAAUCUAAGGCUAUUUCGUCUCUUUACUUGCAAUAUGCAAUAUGUCUACAACAAUAAGAUGCUAAUUUAAAAUAUUUUCAUUUCUGUACAUUAAAUAAGUAUAAUUUGUUUUCUAUUUACAUAAGUGUUGUCAUAAUUAUUGUACAUAUAAACUCUUUUUG
This is a messenger RNA of Drosophila novamexicana, 2403 nucleotides long. It is a transcript of the gene Vmat, whose product is annotated as synaptic vesicular amine transporter. Gene Ontology annotation, cellular component: terminal bouton; synaptic vesicle membrane. Gene Ontology annotation, biological process: transmembrane transport; xenobiotic transport; aminergic neurotransmitter loading into synaptic vesicle. Bases 199 to 2190 code for a protein of 663 amino acids. The transcript has 8 exons. Lineage: Eukaryota; Metazoa; Arthropoda; Insecta; Diptera; Drosophilidae. Gene Ontology annotation, molecular function: xenobiotic transmembrane transporter activity; serotonin:sodium:chloride symporter activity. The record is from RefSeq and is a predicted model, not a curated record.